Molecule: messenger RNA, 836 nt
Organism: Nannospalax galili (Upper Galilee mountains blind mole rat)
Lineage: Eukaryota; Metazoa; Chordata; Mammalia; Rodentia; Spalacidae
Gene: Ifne
Product: interferon epsilon
Exons: 1
Coding region: 19-597 (192 amino acids)
Biological process (GO): T cell activation involved in immune response; B cell proliferation; positive regulation of peptidyl-serine phosphorylation of STAT protein
Cellular component (GO): extracellular region
Molecular function (GO): type I interferon receptor binding; cytokine activity
Source: RefSeq, a predicted model, not a curated record
GUGCAUUUGGCCUUCACCAUGAUUUGCAAACCGCUCCUUGAAAUUGUGUUGGUGCUGCUGGCUUCUUCCACUGUCUUCUCCCUAGAAGCGAAACUGAUUCUCUUCCAAUCAAGAAUGAACACAAGAAGUUUACAACUACUAAAUAAUUUGCAAAUUUCAUCAAUCCAGCAGUGUCUACCCCACAGGAAAAAUUUCCUGCUUCCUCAGAAGUCUGUGGCUCCUUACCAGUAUCAAAAAGGACAUGUACUUGCAGUUAUUCAAGAGAUUCUUCAACAAAUCUUCAGCCUCUUCCAAGCAAAUGUUUCUCUAGUCAGUUGGGAGGAAAACUACAUAGAGAAAUUUCUCACUGUACUUCACCAACAGCUGGAAUACACAGAAUCACUCCUGGAACUGGAGGCAGAGGAGAGAACUGGUGCCUUGAGUGUGAGGAACCUUAGAUUAAAGAUUAAAGCAUACUUCAGAAGGAUCCAUGAUUACUUGGAAAAUCAUGGGUACAGCAGCUGUGCCUGGAUCAUUGUUCAGGUAGAAAUCAACAGGUGUCUGCUCUUUGUGUUCAGACUGACAGGAUGGCUGAGCAAACAAGAAACAGACCCUUGAACACUGUGAAGCAAGAACUGGCAAUAAGUUUGAAAAGCAUAGGUGUCAGAGCACUAGAAUGUGUAUGAGCACCCUUAUUUCUUUUUAUUAUAAAGUAACACUGUUCUGUUUGUAUAUGUAUGUUUAUCUGUGCUUUAGGAUUGUGUAAAUUAACCACAGUUAUUUUCAUUUUGUUAUACCAUGUUAUAUGUUCUAUCCAUUUUAAAGUGCUUGUGAAUUACAAUUAAUUCAUUAAAAUC